Messenger RNA from Linum trigynum, 1470 nucleotides. NCBI's taxonomy places the organism in Eukaryota, Viridiplantae, Streptophyta, Magnoliopsida, Malpighiales, Linaceae. The record is from the annotation of a GenBank genome assembly.
AUGGCUCAAUUCUAUGCCCUUUCUGCUACUGAUGAUAAGCAUCAAUGGAUGGAGGGUUCACAAGAGAACAGCAAAAUCGCAGUCCUAAAACAUCAAGGAGAAUUUGUAAAUAAACUCAAGAAGAAAGCAAACUCAAAGAUGUCAUCUUAUUCCUCUGCUCAUGACCUGAGGAACUUCGCUAUGGAAAAGGAGAUACAAGAUGUUUCAUCUCCAAGAGGAGUGAUAGAAGCCUGCUUGAACGGAUGGGAACCUGAUUCCGAAGCCAGCAAUCAGGAGUUGCAAGUAUCUAAACAAGCACACUCAAAGACACAUUCUCACUGGAGAAAAUUCUUCAAGGUGUGGAAGUUGAGACCGGUUAAGCGUCUAACCGCAUUAGCCCAUCCGACUAUGCCGAAAGCUCCAAGGAGGAGCAGGAGCGUGAGGGAGAAUCCCGUGCUAAGGGACCUGUACAAUUUUAAGUCUUCACUCAGGAACUUUACAUAUCCUGAACUCAAAGCUGCAACUAACCAUUUCAGCAAAGAUAACUUAAUUGGGAAGGGUGGAUUUGCUGAGGUUUACAAGGGUCGUUUGGCGGAUGGAAAUCUGGUAGCAAUCAAGCGCCUAACCAAAGGUACAAAUGAGGAAAAGACAACAGGGUUCCUGUCUGAGAUUGGCAUUCUAGCUCAUGUGGAUCACCCCAACACCGCUAAGUUACUCGGUUGUGGCGUUGAAGGAGGGAUGCAUCUCGUCUUUGAGUUGUCUCUUUUGGGGAGUUUAAGAACAGUUCUUCAUGAAUCAGAAGUCAAGCCUGAGUGGAGUAAGAGAUAUAAAAUUGCUCUGGGAACAUCAGAUGGCAUAUUGUAUCUUCAUGAGACUUGCCGGAAGAGAAUCAUUCAUAGAGAUAUAAAGGUUGACAAUAUCCUUCUUACUGAGGAUUUUGAGCCACAGAUAUGUGAUUUUGGGCUAGCGAAGUGGCUACCAAAGCAGUUGUCUCACCAUAAUGUGUCAAAGUUUGAAGGAACAUUUGGAUACUUUGCCCCUGAAUAUUUCAUGCACGGCAUAGUCGAUGAGAAGACAGAUGUUUAUGCCUUCGGGGUCAUACUCUUGGAGCUCAUAACUGGCCGAAGAGCUGUUGAUGAUGCACAGCAUAGCCUAGUGAUUUGGGCAAAGCCAUUGCUAGACAACAAUGAUCUCGCGGAACUUGUCGACCCUUCUCUUGGUAAACACUACGACUCAGAGGAGAUGGAUCGCUUGGUUUUGACAGCCUCUUUGUGCAUUGAGAAUUCACCCAUCCUCCGUCCUCGUAUGAGUCAGGUAGCCAUACUGCUGAGAGGCGACGAGUACGCAUUGGAAUGUGCUAAGCAAGAUCAUAAGCGAGCCCUCCAUAGGACAUACUCUAACGAGCUGUUGGAUGCGCAAGAGUACAACUCUACCAAGUACUUGAGCAUCAGGGAUAUCAAUCGACUCAAAGAGAUUGCUUUUAGUCCUUGA